This is a messenger RNA of Ogataea philodendri, 1422 nucleotides long. RefSeq lists its product as uncharacterized. The record is from RefSeq and is a predicted model, not a curated record. The coding region runs from base 1 to 1422 and encodes 473 amino acids. Gene Ontology annotation, molecular function: ubiquitin protein ligase activity. Gene Ontology annotation, biological process: proteasome-mediated ubiquitin-dependent protein catabolic process. Gene Ontology annotation, cellular component: nucleus; GID complex; cytoplasm. The transcript has a single exon. Lineage: Eukaryota; Fungi; Ascomycota; Pichiomycetes; Pichiales; Pichiaceae.
AUGUUAGUAGAGCGACAAAAAGGCAAUAUCUUAUCUCAAUUGAAGCUGAUAGAAAUGUCAUCUUCCAAAGCGGAAAAAACCCAACUUAUGAACACUCUGAUUGAACAGCAGAAACGUUUCAAUCAAUUGCUGAGACUCAAGGUGGCGCAACAUAAUGAAUUCAUCUCCAGGCUACAAUCUAGAAUAUUACGACUGAGUAUAAUAGAUCAAAAUGAUAUCAGGCCUCUCGGUAAAGCGACGACGGAAAAUGUUGCUCAGGACAGACCUACAUUCUACAAAGAAGAAAUCAAUCUUAUGAUUAUCGACUUUUUACUGAAAACAUCUUAUUUGAAUCGUUCUCAAUCACAGGAACUUAACGCGGGAGUCAUGCUUGCUAAAAAAUUAGGUUUGGAAAAACAGGUCGAUUAUGAUGUGAUAUUGCAAGGACUGGAGAUCUAUAACCAGAUCAAAAUCCAUAAGAAUUUGAAAGUGCUCAUGAAUUGGUGUACGGAAAACAAGAGGAGUUUGAAGUCGAUUCAAACAUUGAAUAACUCUGAUUCUAGUUUGGAGUUCGAAACAUAUUUUCAAAGCUUCAUUGAGAAUAUUAAACUCGGAAAGCUUCCCGAUGCGCUGGAAGUUGCAAAUUCGUAUCUUAUCAAUUUCCUGGACAUAAAUGCCCGCGGCAAUCUGAACCAAAUUGCUUCUGGGGCAGCAUUACUGUGCUGGAAUCACGACAGUUUCAGGAACGUAUUUGCUCAAUCAUCGAAAACAGGGGGGCUGAAGUCUUCAAGCUUUUACGAUCAGAAUGUGCACAUGAUGAACCAAAUCGAGAAGAACGUAUCUCAUUACAAUGACCUAUUGGAAGAUUUGAAAUGGACAAAGCUAGCUAAUUUUUUUCUUUUCAACUUCAAUUCCCUAUACGGCAUUGAACAAAGUCCUGAGUUGCUGCUUUUACUCAGCAUUGGCUCUAUUGCGUUGAAAACGAGAUCAUGUGCCCACGAAAUCAACGAGAUAGUCGAUUCAGAACAUAUAAGCUUUGAAAGUUACUUGAAGGAGAAUUUGAGUAUGGGGGCUCGCUCAGGGAUCAGCAAUGAGUGUCCAAUUUGCUCUACUGAUCUUUUCGAAUUGACGAGCCAUCUCCCAUUCUCACAUCAGGUGAAAUCAAACAUUUACGACAAUUCGGUCAUGCUUCCGAAUGGGAAUGUUUACCAAUACGAGAAACUUAUGUUGAACAACUGGAAAUUAAGCCAAGAUUCAGUUUUGGAGUCCUCUGGCAGUGGUUCAAUGAGAUCAGCAUCUGCAUUCUUGACGAGUUUGCAAGCAUCUGAUGAUGUCGAUAGGCAAGAAGAACACGCAAGCUUGCUAGGAAGUCAUAAAAUUGUGGAUCCUCUGACAGGACAGUCUUUUAGAAGGGAGCAGAUUGUAAAAGUUUAUCCUACGUAA